Messenger RNA from Scomber scombrus (Atlantic mackerel), 1140 nucleotides. RefSeq names its product RNA binding protein fox-1 homolog 3-like. Gene Ontology annotation, biological process: nervous system development; regulation of alternative mRNA splicing, via spliceosome. Gene Ontology annotation, molecular function: mRNA binding. Bases 157 to 1140 code for a protein of 327 amino acids. The record is from RefSeq and is a predicted model, not a curated record. The transcript is spliced from 12 exons. Gene Ontology annotation, cellular component: nucleus; cytoplasm. NCBI's taxonomy places the organism in Eukaryota, Metazoa, Chordata, Actinopteri, Scombriformes, Scombridae.
GAAACCAAGCCAGGAAGUGGUCUGUGUAAACCAGGAACCAUUGCUCUGUUUGGCAACGUGGUGUACAGCGGGCUGCUCAACGAGCACUUCUGGCACUUCGGGGUUCCCCUCGUCACCAGACUGGGUAACCAAGAGGCCCCAGCUCACCCCGAAGCCAUGGCCCAACCCUUCCCACCGGCUCAGUACCCCCCACCACAGAAUGGGAUCCCUGCUGAGUAUGCCUCGCCCCACACCCACCCACCGGCUGACUACACAGGACCAAGUACGGUGGCAGAGCAUGCUCUGACACUGUACACGCAGACACACACACAGAGUGAACAGCCGGGAAAUGACAGCAACACCCCCGCUCUCACAGCCAGCACAGUAACACAGGCGGAGGAGGUGGCACAGACAGAGGGUUCCCAGCAGAUCCACCUGCAGCCCAGUGAUUCAUCGGAGAAGCAGCAGCCAAAAAGGUUACACGUCUCCAACAUACCUUUCCGUUUCCGAGACCCUGACCUUCGGCAAAUGUUUGGGCAAUUUGGCAAGAUUUUAGAUGUGGAGAUUAUUUUUAACGAGCGAGGCUCUAAGGGCUUUGGGUUUGUAACAUUUGAAACAAGUGCAGAUGCCGACCAUGCACGGGAGAAACUAAAUGGUACAAUCGUAGAAGGACGCAAAAUAGAGGUCAACAAUGCCACAGCAAGAGUAAUGACCAAUAAAAAGGUGACGAACCCUUACGCAAACGGCUGGAAGCUGAAUCCAGUUGUUGGAGCAGUGUAUGGUCCUGAGUUUUAUGCAGUGACAGGGUUUCCAUACCCCAGUACAGGAGCAACAGUGGCCUAUAGAGGGGCCCAUUUGAGAGGGAGGGGUCGCGCAGUCUAUAACACGUUCCGGGCUGCACCUCCUCCACCAGCCAUCCCUGCCUAUGGAGCUGUGGUCUACCAGGAUGGCUUUUAUGGCACAGAAAUAUAUGGAGGAUAUGCAGCAUACAGAUAUGCCCAGCCAGCUGCUACUGCUGCAGCUGCGUACAGUGACAGUUAUGGCAGAGUCUAUGCAACAGCAGACCCAUAUCACCAUACGAUUGGUCCUGCAGCUACAUACAGUGUGGGUACUAUGGCUAGCCUUUACAGAGGAGGGUGCAGUCGCUUCACUCCCUACUAG